Molecule: messenger RNA, 1218 nt
Organism: Camelina sativa (false flax)
Lineage: Eukaryota; Viridiplantae; Streptophyta; Magnoliopsida; Brassicales; Brassicaceae
Source: RefSeq, a predicted model, not a curated record
AUUGCCGACUAUUUCCAUAUAUAAAUUCUGAGAGUUUUUGUCAAUUCUGUUUUCCCCGUCUGGUUAGCAAAUACAACAAACAAUGAACAAAGGAGAAAACUCAGAUCCCCUCCCUAUUGAUCUCAUUCUUGACAUACUCUCGAGAUUGCCUGCAAAAUCAACCGAUAGGUUUCGCUGCGUGUCAAAGCUAUGGGAGUCCAUGCUUCGCAAGCCAUAUUUCACCGAGUUGUUCUUUACCAGAUCCUCGGCUCGUCGUCCACGUCUCUUAAUCAGGAUCUACCAAGACGGUGAGCAUUUUUUAUUCUCGUCGUCUCAGCCUCAGAAUCCAUAUGAGAAGUCUUCAUCUGUUGUAUACGCCGAUUAUCAAAUGAAGUUCGGUAGAGACACAUGCUACGAUUGUAAGUAUGUUCAUUAUAUUCUGACAUUGGGAACUGAAAACAUGAGAUGGAGGAAGAUCCAAACUCCCUUGAUCAGCCAUCAUUUACGGGGUGAAGAGAUAUGCAUUAGUGGGGUUUUGUAUUACCUAGCUUACGAUAAUGAUGAUAGGAUAUAUGUUAUAGGUUGUUUUGAUGUUAGGUCUGAGGAAUUCAAAUUUCUAAAUCUACACCCAAACCUCCCUUAUCAAGCCUCUACUAGAUUGGUAAACUGUAAGGGUAAACUAGGUGUGAUCAAUUUGAAUGAUGAUGGUCGAUUUUGCCUUCGGUUAUUUUUGACGGUUCUAGAGGAUGUGGAGAAACAGCAAUGGUCGACAUAUGCCUACACUUUGAGGGAUGAUAAUAUAGUCGUCAAGGGUGGCAGUUAUGUUUCCGUUGUUGGGAUGACUGCUUUAGGUGAAAUUGUUUUGGCCACGACAACGGCAUGUCAACCGUUUUAUGUUUUCUACUUCGAUCCCGAAAGGAACACUCAUCUAAGAGUUGAAAUCCAUGGUGUUGGAGAAGACUAUAGAUGGUUUCACUCUCAUACAGUUUGCGCUUUUGUAGACCAUGUGGAGGAUCUUCAGUUUAAUAUUAUGAAGGCAACAUCUAUAAACCCAACAGAACAGAAGCAUAGACCAAGGAGCACAUCAACAUCAUUUAGAGAAGAUCUUCAAUUGAGGACCGUUGCUCAGCGGGGACAAGAUCGUCGUACGUUUGAGAGUAAUAACAAUUUUGAUGCUCUGUCUCUUUUAGAGGAUGAUUAAAGUCAUCUAGAAAAUAUCAUCAUGUGAGAGAAGAAGCC